AUGCGGACCCCGACUGCCAUGAUUGUCGGCAUUGUGCUAGGGCCCUGCGGCCUUGUCCUGAACCUGACCAGCACUCUGGCUCCGGGCUGGAGGGAUGUAAGCCAUAUCCCCAACAAGCCGUAUGACCUGAUUCAGCACCAAGGCAUCUGGGAUAUCUGUGACGAGUCGCAAAGCACCCAGACAACCAAAUGCCACAUUGAGGACACUCUUGGAUACUUUUCUGAGCAGCCUGUGCAAGUGGCCAAAGGGCUGAUGCCAUCCUCUGUGGUGGUCACUAUCCUGGGGCUGGUUGUCUCCUCGCUGGGCGUACGCUGCUGGCAAGCCAUACCCCAUUACUUGCUGGGAGGGCUAGGUGGCCUCCUGCUCUUCAUUUCUGGGUUGUUGAGCCUUAUUGCAGUCUCUUGGUACAAUCACAAACUCUACAAUCUACCCAUUACUGCUGGCAGUGACCAGGUAGUAGGCUACUGCUUGGUACUUGGCUACUUGGGGAGCUGCCUGGAAAUUAUUGGAGGAUUUUCCCUCACGCUUAGCUUUUCUCAGUGCUGCAAGGAACGCAAGCUGAAGAAAGCAGCUAUGGAUUACAGCUACCCACCCAGCAGCAGCAGCCAACUAGGCUCAGCAACCAUAGCUGCCAUCUCUCCCUCUAUUGACAGCAGACAGUUCCAAAUGGGCCACAGGACUCCAGUCCCCAAGUCCUACACCAACCCCCAGGAUGUACUGGAAAGCGAGCACACCAGUAACCGGAGCCAGCUACCCUGUGACUCGGAUUUAUAGCCCUAAGCAGGGACCUUCUCACAAAUGGGAGACAAGGGCUUACAGGAAUACAAAGUUUUAUUUGGACACCUGGAAGCUGACAGCAAACUAUUCAGUCUACUAGAACCUAGCAAACUGA
Messenger RNA from Rhineura floridana, 892 nucleotides. RefSeq names its product claudin 23 (gene CLDN23). NCBI's taxonomy places the organism in Eukaryota, Metazoa, Chordata, Lepidosauria, Squamata, Rhineuridae. The record is from RefSeq and is a predicted model, not a curated record. Gene Ontology annotation, molecular function: structural molecule activity. Gene Ontology annotation, cellular component: plasma membrane; bicellular tight junction. The coding region runs from base 1 to 774 and encodes 257 amino acids. Gene Ontology annotation, biological process: bicellular tight junction assembly; cell adhesion. The transcript is spliced from 2 exons.